This is a messenger RNA of Salarias fasciatus (jewelled blenny), 1666 nucleotides long. RefSeq names its product serine hydroxymethyltransferase 2 (mitochondrial) (gene shmt2). Gene Ontology annotation, biological process: tetrahydrofolate interconversion. Lineage: Eukaryota; Metazoa; Chordata; Actinopteri; Blenniiformes; Blenniidae. Gene Ontology annotation, cellular component: cytoplasm; mitochondrion. The transcript has 12 exons. The coding region runs from base 81 to 1586 and encodes 501 amino acids. Gene Ontology annotation, molecular function: glycine hydroxymethyltransferase activity; pyridoxal phosphate binding. The record is from RefSeq and is a predicted model, not a curated record.
GGAACAGCGUUGCCAGCCUUUAGCAGCCGUUCGAGUCGCCCGCUGUGCAGCUUCUUCCUCCGGCCCGACCAACUGGAAACAUGCUCUCCUUUGCUCUGCGACAGCUAGCACGGCCUCUGUGCCAGCGGGCCCCGGUGCGUCUCGGCGUCCGCGGUCAGCAGUCUCACGCCGCCACCCGCGUUGUGGAGGAAGAUCGCCCAUGGACCGGUCAGGAGAGCCUGGCUCAGGAUGACCCCGAGAUGUGGGAUCUGCUGCAGAAGGAGAAGGACAGGCAAUGCCGCGGUCUGGAGCUGAUCGCAUCCGAGAAUUUCUGCAGCCGCGCAGCUCUGGAAGCUCAGGGCUCCUGUCUGAACAACAAAUACUCUGAAGGCUACCCAGGGAGAAGGUACUAUGGAGGAGCCGAAGUGGUGGACCAGAUCGAGCUUCUGUGUCAGAAGCGGGCCCUCGAGGCCUUCGACCUGGAUCCCGCUCUUUGGGGCGUCAACGUCCAGCCGUACUCCGGUUCUCCCGCUAACUUCGCCGUGUACACCGCCGUGCUCAAGCCGCACGACCGCAUCAUGGGCCUGGACCUGCCGGACGGGGGACAUCUCACCCAUGGCUACAUGUCUGAUGUGAAGAGGAUCUCAGCCACGUCCAUCUAUUUUGAGUCAAUGCCCUACAAGCUCAAUACUGCAACAGGACUUAUAGACUACGACCAGAUGGAGAUGACGGCCAAGCUGUUCCGGCCCCGGCUCAUCAUCGCUGGCACCAGCGCCUAUGCCCGCCUCAUUGACUACGCCCGCGUCAAGAAGCUGUGCACAGACAUUAAGGCGUACCUGCUUGCGGACAUGGCUCACAUCAGCGGCCUGGUGGCAGCCAAAGCCAUCCCCUCCCCCUUCGAGUACGCCGACCUCGUCACCUCCACCACACACAAGUCUCUGCGAGGGGCCAGGGCCGGCCUCAUCUUCUACCGUAAAGGCGUCCGAUCCGUCGACAAGAAAGGAAAGGAAAUCAUGUACGACUUGGAGGACAAGGUCAACUUCUCCGUCUUCCCCUCGCUGCAGGGCGGACCUCAUAACCACGCCAUCGCUGGUGUGGCUGUGGCACUUCGACAGGCUCAGUCUCCCAUGUUCAGGGAGUAUAUCGGCCAGGUGAUGAAGAACGCCAAGGCUAUGGCUGCUGCUCUCCUCAGCAAAGGCUACACUCUGGUUUCAGGCGGGACCGAUAAUCACCUGGUCCUGGUGGACCUGCGGCCGAAGGGCAUCGACGGGGCUCGAGCGGAGCGGGUGCUGGAGCUGGUGUCAAUCACCGCCAAUAAGAACACCUGCCCCGGGGACAAGAGCGCCCUGACUCCCGGUGGCCUCAGGCUGGGUGCUCCGGCUUUGACCUCCAGACAGUUUAAAGAAGCCGACUUUGUGCAGGUUGUUGAGUUUAUGGAUGAAGGCUUCCAGAUCGCUUUGGAUGUCAAGAAAAAGACAGGAAAGCUGCAGGACUUUAGGAACUUCCUCCUUCAGGACCCAGAAACGGUGGCUCGCAUCGCAGACCUGCGCCACCGCGUCGAAGCCUUCGCCAGGCCCUUCCCCAUGCCAGGCUUCCACGACCAUUAGGCCGCCCGCCGCCGAGUCGCUGGUCUGGAGCUGCCAAAUGGAGGAAAGGCGGCCGGGCAGCUGUGUGCACCGAGAAAAUG